CAACUGAAAGUGCUUGACGAAUGCGGAUGUGGAGAUCCCCGUUUUCCUCUGCCAUCUGACGAGAAACGCUACUGUAGCGCGAAAAGUGUCACCGACAGAGUGGAUUGCCCGGCUGUCCUGGACAUCUUCAACGAUACUGAAGCAUGCACCGAAUACUAUCGUGUGAACACUGCCUACAUCGAAAUCUACUAUGAGCAGUUGAACUUUGAAACAUUGAGAGAAACUGCUGGCUAUACUGUAAGUACUACUCGCAUUUUCUUGUAUCGUUCACCGGGUCCUAGCGAGAUGCUCUUAAUUGUGUCGUUCUGCUUUGCAAACAGUUGA
Messenger RNA from Strongylus vulgaris, 324 nucleotides. The record is from the annotation of a GenBank genome assembly. Lineage: Eukaryota; Metazoa; Nematoda; Chromadorea; Rhabditida; Strongylidae.